Trichobilharzia regenti is the source of this 291-nucleotide messenger RNA. The record is from the annotation of a GenBank genome assembly. Lineage: Eukaryota; Metazoa; Platyhelminthes; Trematoda; Strigeidida; Schistosomatidae.
AUGGUGGAGUUACACCUGUCAAUUUUGCCAAAGUUGGAGAAGGAUGCAGAGGCUGUAGUUCGCCGGAUAGAUGUUUUACUCGCAUCAUUAAAAUCUUCAUUAAGUCAGGAGGAAGCUUUGAUGAAAUUUGGUUACUUUUCUAGUAUGGAAAUGUCUACCUACGUACUGAUGGCCAAGUGUGAAGAGCUGUCUAAAUCAGUGUCACAGCUUGAACCUUUGAAAAAAGAAAUUGAAAGUAUAAAACGAACUCUAAGUAAAUUUGAAGAGACAUUGUUCACAUCAUCAAAAUAG